This is a messenger RNA of Colletotrichum costaricense, 426 nucleotides long. RefSeq lists its product as uncharacterized. The record is from RefSeq and is a predicted model, not a curated record. The transcript is spliced from 2 exons. Bases 1 to 426 code for a protein of 141 amino acids. NCBI's taxonomy places the organism in Eukaryota, Fungi, Ascomycota, Sordariomycetes, Glomerellales, Glomerellaceae.
AUGGGACUUGGGGGACAUGAACUUGGGUGCAAGUGCAGAGUGCAAGUGGAAGUGCAGGAGCACCUUGGAGUCUGUCUCUUGUCUAUCUGGCGCCUUGCAGUGCCAUCUGUGCUCUCUCUGUCUGUUUCUCUCAAUCUUCACCUCUCUCUCUCUCUCCACGGAGUGUCGACCUGUCGUAUCCCACACCCCUCCCCCCCCGGCUACCUAUUUGGAGCCCCCGAUACUUUGUACUUCGUACCCUACUCCGUACCCCCCGUCCCUUUAUAUAUAUCCUCCUCUGCCCUCCCACCUCACACCCCUAGGUGCUUCUUGCUCUUUCUUUUGCUUCACCAAACGAGUAACUCUGCAUUACUCCUCCCUCUGAACAUCUUCUCAACUCCAAGCCCAUAUCACCGGCCUGGACACUUACACCAACCUACCUGCUAG